Clunio marinus is the source of this 276-nucleotide messenger RNA. NCBI's taxonomy places the organism in Eukaryota, Metazoa, Arthropoda, Insecta, Diptera, Chironomidae. The record is from the annotation of a GenBank genome assembly.
AUGUCGAGCGAGGAUGAAAUUGGAUCUGAAACGUUUCUACCUUGGCCACAUUUGUGUGUAUCUAAACAAGUAUCGCAAGAAAGAACGUGGGAAGGAAACUUGCGGUAUCGGAAACAUUAUUCAGAAUCACAUUUUGUAUCACUUCUCGGAAGGUUUCUCAUUCCCAUCAAUGUCAUUACCGACACUAUUAUCAAUGACAUUAUGUUUAAUGAGAAGAAUAUUUGGGUGUUGAUGGGAUCAAAACGACACGUUUCUGAUGAAAGUGAAAUUAAUUAG